Purpureocillium lilacinum is the source of this 1671-nucleotide messenger RNA. RefSeq lists its product as uncharacterized. The record is from RefSeq and is a predicted model, not a curated record. Lineage: Eukaryota; Fungi; Ascomycota; Sordariomycetes; Hypocreales; Ophiocordycipitaceae.
AUGUCCAACGUUGUUGCCGUCGUCAGCCCUGCGGCACUGAUACCAGGGCCGCCCGGGUAUGAGGCCCAGCGCACCGCGAUCCUCGAAGAGUUUGGUGCCAAGGUCCCUGAGGCACUGCGUCUACCCCAAGGGCUGAUCAGCAAUCCUCCCAAGAACGUCACGGCCGUUCCUCGAGAAUGCGGCAUCCUGUCGCCAGGAGAGGUAGAGAUUACGGAGACCUACGAUGCCACGGCGCUGGCCGCGGCCAUUGCUUCGAAGAAACUCACCGCCGUGGCCGUCGCAACAGCGUUUGCCAAACGCGCCAUCAUCGCACACCAGCUCACCUGUUGCCUGACGGAUUGGUUCAUGGAUGAGGCCAUUGAGCGAGCCAAGACUCUGGAUGAGCAUCUCGCAUUGACAGGCAAGACCGUGGGCCCGCUCCACGGCGUACCGAUUAGCCUCAAGGAGCACAUGCCUGUCGCCGGUCACUACUCGAGCACCGGUUUCCUCGACACACGGGUCAUGAACCGCGAGGACUGUCAUAUGAUGGGCAUACUGCGAGCCGCCGGGGCCGUCUUCUACUGCAAGACCAACCAGCCGCAAGCCAUCAUGCAUCUGGAGAGCACUUCGUUCUUCGGCCGCGUCCUCAACCCCUACAACAUCGGUCUUUCGGCCGGCGGCUCGACCGGUGGUGAGGCAGCGCUCGUCGCCAUGAGGGGGUCAGUCCUCGGAGUUGGAACUGACAUAGGCGGUAGCGUGCGCGGCCCUGCGGGCUUCUGUGGCAUCUACGGCUUUAAGCCCACGUCGUACACGCUGCCCAUGAAGGAUUUCCUCGCGGGCGGAUUCCCGGCGGAACUCAAUGUGUUGUGCUCAACGGGACCCAUGUGCAAUUCGCUGCGGGACAUGGACCUCUUUAUGCGUGUCGUGCUGGCUGCGAAGCCGUACUUGACGGACCCCAGGCUGAUUCCGAUUCCAUGGAUGGGCACCAAUUCACCCGCGAGACCGGAGCCCAUCAAAAUUGGCAUCCUGAUGAAUGACGGGGUUAUCACGCCGCAGCCGCCCGUCAUCAAAGCCCUUGAGUGGGCUCGAGAGAAGCUCGAAGCGUCCGGUGCCUUCACCGUCAAACCGUUCGCUCCUUACCGCACUGCAGAGGCCAUUAAGAAUGUACGACGGGCGUAUUGGCCGGAUGGCGGCGCGGGGGUGCGAGCGCAUCUUGCGCACACGGGCGAGCCGAUGCAGCCACUGACCGAGUGGGUGCUCAAGGCGGCCGCGGGCCCUGACGUCGGGUCGUCGGGUGUCCAUGAGAUGCGCGUAGCGCGCGACGCGUUCCGGUGCGACUUUGCGGAGCACUGGCAGGCGCAGGAUGUUGACGUGGUGCUGUGUCCAGUCUUCGUCGGGCCAGCGUGCGAGCACGAGACGUCCUGGUACUGGAACUACACGGCGUUCUGGAACUACGUCGACUACCCCGGUGCAGUCUUCCCGACGAUGAUCAAGGCGGGCAAGAAGGGCAGUGAGGCCUACGCUCCCGAGGUGGCGUCGCCAUUGAGCGACGAGGACAAGCACGUACGGCGACUUUGGGAUAACGGCGACUUUGAGGGCGCGCCCAUCAACCUGCAGGUCGUCGCUCGCAAGUACCACGACAAUGAUCUGUUUGCGGCACUGGCAGCAAUGCAGCCGGUGCUGGAGAUAUAG